This is a messenger RNA of Nicotiana tabacum (common tobacco), 1645 nucleotides long. NCBI's taxonomy places the organism in Eukaryota, Viridiplantae, Streptophyta, Magnoliopsida, Solanales, Solanaceae. The record is from RefSeq and is a predicted model, not a curated record.
CACAUGACCCAGCGGCAAAUUUAAACCCUUCUAAACCCUCCGUCAGUCUCUGCUUCUCUUCUUUUCUCGGACAUCUUGAUGUUAUUUCUCUGAAUUGAGGAAAAAGCGUACUAGAAAAAUGGCACCUCCUUCAAAGAAAUCCCAAAGCAAAAAGUUUUCUAAACCCGUUUCAAGGAAUGUUCAAAAUCCAUCUAAAAAACCAUUCAAGGCCAAAGGCAAAGGCGACGUUUCAACCAUGCCCCUUCAGCUUGAAGACGACGUUCCUGACUUCCCUAGAGGUGGGGGAAGUUCUUUGAGUAGAGAGGAAUUGGAUGAAGUUCGAGCUGAGGUGGAUGCAGAGUUUGAGGCUGAAGAGAGAUUGUUGAAGAAGAAGGGGAAGAAGCAAAACAAGGUGCAACGGAGUAAUCAAUCAACAGAAGAUGACUUAGGUUCGCUUUUUGGCGGUGGCAUCAAUGGGAAAUUGCCGAGGUUUGCUAACAGGGUCACUUUAAAGAAUAUAUCUCCUGGAAUGAAGCUCUGGGGAGUGGUUUCUGAAGUAAAUGAGAAAGAUAUCGUUGUCAGUCUCCCGGGAGGCUUGCGGGGGUUGGUUCGAGCAUCUGAAGCAGUUCCUCCUUUUGUGGAGGAUGGAGCAAAACUGUCGGAGAUGAACACCAAUCUUCUUUCUAUUGUAUAUCACGUCGGUCAGCUUGUUUCUUGCAUCGUCUUGCAUUUGGAUGACGAUAAGAAAGAAGCGGGGAAGAGAAAAAUUUGGCUUUCUUUGCGUCUCGCUUUAUUGCACAAGAGUUUAACUCUUGACGUUAUUCAAGAAGGAAUGAUUCUUAGUGCAUAUGUGAAAAGCAUGGAAGACCAUGGCUAUAUACUUCAUUUCGGGCUGCCUUCCUUCUCCGGAUUUAUGCCGAAAGAUAAUCAAUCAGCAAAUGUGGAAGUUAAGAUUAGAAGCGGGCAGCUGGUACAAGGGGUUGUUAAAAGUAUUGAUAGAACACGUAAAGUAGUUUAUUUGAGUUCGGAUCCUGAUGUGGUCUCAAAAUGUGUGACCAAGGAUCUUAAGGGUAUCUCAAUUGAUCUUCUCGUUCCAGGCAUGAUGGUUAAUGCUAGUGUGCGUUCAAUACUUGAAAAUGGAAUUAUGUUAUCAUUCCUCACUUACUUUACAGGAACAGCUGAUAUGUUCAAUCUGCAGCAAACUUUCCCCUCUUCCAGUUGGAAGAUUGAUUAUCCUCAAAAUAAAAAGGUUAAUGCUCGGAUACUAUUUAUUGAUCCCUCAACUAGAGCUGUUGGUUUGACAUUGAAUUCUCACCUGGUUCACAACAAGGCUCCUCCUGCACUUAUCAAGGUUGGGGAUAUUUUUGAUCAAUCAAAAGUGAUCAGGAUUGAUAGGGGUUUGGGCCUUUUGCUGGAAAUUCCCUCUUCCCCAGUUCCAACUCCGGCAUAUGUCAAUGUAUCUGACGUUGCUGAUAAGGAAGUGAAGAAGCUGGAGAAAAGCUUCAAGGAAGGGAAAGUUGUCCGCGUUAGGGUUCUUGGGUUUAGGCAUCUGGAAGGACUUGCUACUGGGGUUUUAAAGGUCAUACUUGUUUACUGUUGGAAAUUAUUCUUUUGGUUCAAGUCAAUUUUAGAUGUUGAACUGGUGUUGGUCCAGUGCAAAAUGUGA